This is a messenger RNA of Nelumbo nucifera (sacred lotus), 2259 nucleotides long. RefSeq names its product Major facilitator superfamily protein. Gene Ontology annotation, cellular component: membrane. Gene Ontology annotation, biological process: transmembrane transport. The record is from RefSeq and is a predicted model, not a curated record. Gene Ontology annotation, molecular function: transmembrane transporter activity. NCBI's taxonomy places the organism in Eukaryota, Viridiplantae, Streptophyta, Magnoliopsida, Proteales, Nelumbonaceae.
UCCAAUCCAAGCCGGAGAGAUUUCUGUGCUGCGUCUUCGUUUUCUUUGUUUAUUCCAUCCAUCUUAACAUCACAAUCGGUCUAUGCAUGCUUUAUCUUUUGAAUAUUCUUUACCCGAAUUUCCGGAUGUGCCCCCUUGGUCUCAGAUUCUUAUACACCUCAAAUUCGCCGCCCAAGAUCCGCCAUAGAUGCAGGUGAUCUAUUUCGAGUCUAUAGGCUUCCCUUCUUAUAAGUUAUAGCUAUAAUGAACCAGAGGACCCGUGCAUCGCGUCCUGUCCGUCGAUCUAAAGAGUUACUACCUUCAAGGCACCCAAUAGAGAUGAAAACAAAGAAGAUAUUUGGAAUUUCCCUCUCACUUAUUCUUAUUAACAUGGCUGCAAUAAUGGAACGUGCUGAUGAGAAUCUUCUCCCAGCUGUUUACAAAGAAGUUAGUGAAACUUUUGGUGUUGGACCUACUGAUCUGGGAUACCUCACAUUUAUCCGGAAUUUUGUUCAGGCGAUGUCAUCACCCUUGGCCGGGAUAUUGGUUCUUCAUUAUGACCGCCCCACAAUUCUUGCAAUGGGCACUGUAUGCUGGGCAUUAUCAACAGCCGCAGUAGGUGUCAGCCAGCUUUUCAUGCAGGUUGCAUUCUGGAGAGCAAUAAAUGGCCUUGGACUGGCCAUCGUUAUACCAGCACUUCAGUCUUUCAUAGCUGAUAGUUACCUUGAUGGUGUGCGAGGGACUGGAUUUGGGGUGCUGAACUUUGUUGGUUCUGUGGGUGGAAUAGGAGGUGGUGUCCUGGCAACAGUUAUGGCUGGUCAGGAUUUUUUUGGAAUGCCUGGAUGGCGCUGUGCCUUUGUUAUGAUGGCAUUAUUGAGUUCACUAAUUGGGUUCCUUGUCUUUAUUUUUGUUGUUGAUCCAAGAACGCGUAACAUUAGUCAUGGAUCAAGUGAGAGCUCUGAGAGGGAUGAUUUGGUAGAGAAGGGCGGUGCUAGUACAUCAUCAAUUUGGGCUGAUUCCUGGAUGGCCAUGAAAUCUGUUAUGAAGGUUCAGACAUUUCGGAUCAUUGUAUUGCAGGGAAUUGUUGGUUCACUGCCAUGGACAGCCAUGGUGUUCUUCACAAUGUGGUUUGAACUAAUUGGUUUUGAUCAUAACAAGUCAGCUGCUCUCCUCAGCCUUUUUGCUAUUGGAUGUGCUAUAGGGUCCCUGCUUGGUGGAUUAGUAGCUGAUCGGAUGUCAAGUAUCUAUCCACAUUCAGGUCGUAUCAUGUGUGCCCAGUUCAGUGCUUUCAUGAGUAUACCAUUCUCAUGGUUCCUCCUUACAGUGAUCCCACAGACGGUAGAUAGCUGGUUCACCUUUGCCACCACUCUUUUCCUGAUGGGACUCACCAUCAGCUGGUGUGGCACUUGUGCAAAUAAUCCUAUAUUUGCUGAAGUGGUCCCUCCAAAACAUCGUACCAUGAUAUAUGCAUUUGACCGUGCCUUUGAAGGCUCCUUCUCUUCAUUUGCAGCUCCAAUUGUUGGAAUCCUUGCAGAGAAGACAUAUGGGUAUGAUCCCCAAUCUGUGAAUCUAGUGUCAGGGUCCAGCAAAGAGGCAUUUGCACUCUCAAGAGGGCUUUGCUCGAUGAUGGCAGUUCCAUUCGCUUUGUGCUGCCUUUUUUAUAGCCCCUUGUAUCUCACUUACAGGCGGGACCGUGAAAAUGCUAGAAAUAUAAGCUUGAAGGAGCAAGAAAUGACAUGAGAAGCUUUACCCGCAUUCCACGGGUAUCGGUAUUGAUUAUCUUGUUGUAAAAUGAGUAAAUGACUGGCGUUAGAUGUGGAUAUGCUCUAACUUUUUCGACUUCAGACUGUCGUCUCGGAGGUGGUGGAAUUGCAAGUAUCCCGUACAUCUGCGGAACUUUUGCAUUAUUUGCUGAGAUCCAGUAGCGGAUUUGUGAUUUUAUGUUUUACAUUUGAUGGGAAAAGCGAGUGCUGUAGGUGAUAAUGUAAAUUCAGAGGCAACUGUCUUCUGAUCGUUGAAAUCACUGUUUUAUUCCAGGAUCUCGGAUUCUCAGGUAACAAUGAUGUUUCAAAUUCUCCCUUGUACAUACAGCAACAAAUAAAGCAUUGAUUUCAACUCCCCCCCCCCGGGGUUUUCCAUCAACCCCUUCCAAGUGUAACACUAUAGGGUCCACAGUAAGUGAUUACCCGCUUGCGUGAACCCAAUAAUGUAGCUCAAUCACAAAGGAAAUUCUAGAGAUGUAAUUACAGGAAGGGAAUCUGAAGCUGAAGUGUAUAAUUU